Molecule: messenger RNA, 786 nt
Organism: Aureococcus anophagefferens
Lineage: Eukaryota; Pelagophyceae; Pelagomonadales; Pelagomonadaceae
Exons: 1
Coding region: 1-786 (261 amino acids)
Molecular function (GO): O-methyltransferase activity
Source: RefSeq, a predicted model, not a curated record
AUGGACCGGUGCGCGGAGACGAGCUGGAUGAUGAACAUGGGCCCCGCGAAGGGCGACCUCAUCGAGGCCGCGGUGCGCCGGAAGCGGCCGCGGCGCGUGUUGGAGAUCGGCACGUUUUUAGGCUACAUGUCGAUCCGCCUCGCGCGGUCCAUGCCGCGCGACGCGACGCUGACGACCAUCGAGGUCGACCGCACCACCUACGACGCGUCGCUGCGCAUCCGCGCGAAGGCGCUCGACGCGGCGACGCUGCGCCGCGUCGACGCCGUCUUCGGCAACGCGUCCGACGUGCUCCCGCGGCUCGGCGCGCCCUUCGACGCCGUGCUCAUGGACCACUGGAAGCCCGACUACGCGCGGGACCUCGAGGCCCUGCGGGCGCGGGGGCUCCUCGCGGACGGCGCGCUCGUCGUCGCGGACAACGUGCUCUUCCCGGGCGCGCCCGAGCUCCUCGACUACCUCGCCGUGCCCUACGUGCGCGGGAGCGACGACGUCUCCGGCCAGGCCUGCCUGGUCGCCGCCUCCGAGGUCGACGCGGCCUACGUGAAGAAGGUCCGGGGCCAGCUCCGCGCGUCGCGCGCGCGGCUCAAGCGCGGCGACGACGUCGCGGACGACGUCGCGGACCUCGAGGCCAAGGUCGACGCGGCGGCCCGCGCGGCCGGCGCGCGGCCGGCCCGGGACGCGUCCUUCCGGUCGCCGAGCUUCGACACGACGCUCGUGCGCUCGCCCUUCGAGUACCGGCCGGACACGCCCGACGGCAUGACCUUCUCCACCUUCGUCCGGGGGCGAUGA